Molecule: messenger RNA, 1689 nt
Organism: Myripristis murdjan (pinecone soldierfish)
Lineage: Eukaryota; Metazoa; Chordata; Actinopteri; Holocentriformes; Holocentridae
Gene: shtn2
Product: shootin 2
Exons: 17
Coding region: 1-1689 (562 amino acids)
Biological process (GO): neuron projection morphogenesis; positive regulation of neuron migration
Cellular component (GO): axonal growth cone; cytoplasm; cell leading edge
Source: RefSeq, a predicted model, not a curated record
AUGUGGGUCCAAGGUGAGGAGAUCGCGGCUGCAGACUCUGAUGCGCUGAGCAGUUUAUCCUCUGACGAUGAAGGAGACAUUCAGUGUGAGAUCCUGGAGAAACAGAGAGAUGAAGCCAAUGAGAGGCUGGCUGAGCUGGAGCGAGUCUCCUGCCAGCUGCUGAAGGAGAUGGACGUCCUAGAGAUGCAGUUCCAGGUUGAGCGCUCCUGCAGGGAAAGUGCCGAGGCGCUGGCUGUUAAGGUGACCACGGAGAACAAGGUCCUGAAGAGGAGGAGCCAGAUGCUGAUGCCGCUCAUCCCGGAGCUGCCUGAAAACAUGACCUUUGACCUGCAGACUGACCCGAGCGCUGACGCGGGUCCUGAGGGUCCGGACGACAGCAGCAACGAGGAGACGCUGCUGCAGAGCCAGGUCAAGAUCACAGACCUGCAGGCGUCAGUGGACAGUCUGCUGGCUGAGAAGCUGCAGCUGCAGCAACAAGUUGAGGCUCUGAGCAGCGAGCAGGACCGGCUCAAAGAGCAGCUCGCUGUGGAGCUUGCAGAGAAGGAAGCCAUACUGAGGAAAAUGAACAAACAGAGCAAGACAAUGAAUAAGAUCAAACGAGUCUCCCAGCUUGUCACGGAGGAAUUCACAGAAAUGUCUCAGAAGCUGGAGGUGGAGCAGGGCCUUCGGCAGCACGCAGAAGUCUUCGCCCACCAGAUGCUGGUGCAGCAGACGGCGGCCGACAGGCAGAGCGUGAUGCUGACGCAGAGCACGGAGACCAACCUGCAGCUGCAGCAAGCUCUGGAGCAAAUCUCCACCAUCAGCACCGCCCUGUGUGACAUACAGCACUACUACCAGAGCCAGGUGAAACAGAGUCCCGGCUCUCUGGAGGACAGCAGCGUCCUCGGUGAGCUGCAGAGGCUGACAGAACAGCUGCAGAGGAGCGAGGAGGAGAGGAAGACUUUGGAGGCUCAGCUGUCUGCCGCCCAGAGCGCCGUCAACCUGCUGCAGGGAGAAGUGAAACAGUUGCAGGAUGCAAUGAAAAAAGAGGAUGAAACUGAUCAACCAGAGGAAGAGAAAUCCAUCGCUCCUUCUCUUCCUCCUCCUCCUCCUCCUCCACCACCACCACCUCCUCCACCUCCUCCCACCCUUUUCACCAACCCACUUGAUGUUCUGAGGAGGAGGAGGAAAGAUGGAGCGAGCAAGGCUGAUCCAAACAAGCCCGUGUCGCUGGUGGACAUAAAGUCGCGAGCGGUGGACGAGAUGAUGGAGAGAAUAAAGAAAGGAAUCGUCCUGCGGCCCGCCAACAGAGCGCAGGAGGACGACAGCUCCUGGAAGGACCAGAGGAGUGACAACAGGAAAUCGGCUAUUCUGGAGUUGAAAGAAAUGCUGGACUUGCCGAAACUUCGUCAGAGCCGCUGGAGGACGUCGUCCAGGAAGAGGAUCAGCCGAAACGUCGGCGAGGCGGAGCUGCAGCUCGUGCUGCAGAGGAGGAGGAGAGCCAUGGGAGAUGGCCAGGACCCGCCCGCCUCCGCCCAAACACAAGACUCCCAGCCAGGUCGGCCGAGUGUCCCGGCAGCAGACGGGGUCCCCUGGGCAGGCGAGGCUGGCGGCGCCCCGGUGCUCCGGAGGCUGAAGCAGAACAGAGAGAAGAGGGACUCUCGCAUCAGAGCAUCAACGCUGAUCGUCUGCCAAGAGAAAUUAAGCUAA